CAUAAUAACAACAAUAAUAAUAAUAUCAAUGAUGAAUUAAAUGAAAGUGGCUCAAUAAUUGAAAUUAAUAAAAUAGAAAAUAAUAGCGAUAAUGAAGAGGUCUCAUUAACAUCAAAUAAUACCAGUAAUAGUUUUUUUCAAAAAAUAAGAAAUAAUAUAUCAUCUUCAUUUAGAAAAUAUACAGAUAAAAACGAAGAGGAGGAAGAUGAAGAAAGUAGAAUUAAUUAUUCAUAUUAUCUCGGUGACAAUGAAGAGGAUGGUAGUAAUAUUGAAAGUACUCACCCAAAUACAAUUACAAUUACAACCAGUAAUAUAAAUAAUAGUGAUAGUAAUGAAGCUCAAAUUACUCAACUUCCUUUAUACUCUGUAAAUACAACACCAACAUGGUUUAUAAGAGCAAACGACCCAUACAGUUUAGAAAGUCAUAUUAUAAACCAUAUGCGAUCCAAUAGCAGAUACGAUGCAUUAUUAGAACAAAUUCAACAACGACAUCAGCAUGAUGGCGAUCAGAAUCAAUUUACACCGUACUCUAACCAUUUUGCAAACGAAAUCCAACAAAUUAGAGAUCAACAAAACAAUUUAAUCAAAGAUAACGACAUCAUUGUAAUAGAGCAACCGAACAAUAAAAUAUCGAUCGGUUUCUCUGAAAGCAAAUUUACACAUUAUCACAAGAGCGGCGAGCAUAAUCCAUCUGGUUACUUUAGUCCCAACGACGAAAUCAUCCAAAGACUAUCAAGCCAAUACAGAGAGUUUGGUAUAUCUUCACCCAAUGGAAUUCGAGACGAUGUUAGCGACAAUUUCUCAGAUUACGGUGUUAGACUAUCAUUUUUCGAGUUGGAAAAGCGAAAGAAACUCUUCCUCUCUGUUCUCAGCGUCGAAAUGUUUUAUUAUUGUCUUCUCUUGACCUCAUUUACAUCGUUUCAUCCAUUAAUCGUAUUCCUGUUGGUUGGUCUUGCAAACAAUAUAUUGGCCUUAAUCUCAAUCAAAAGACAAAACGUUAUAGCAUUCUCAAUAUUUUUAUGCAUCGAAAUCUUGAUGAUUGCUUUCAACUAUUUCACCGACCUUACAGCAUUAUUUAUUCUCAGAGUUAUCUUAUUUAUGAUAGCGUAUAAAUUAAGACAAGAAAUGAUCAUAUUCCAGUCAUAUCCAAAUUCACAACAAUAUACAAUUUAA
Dictyostelium purpureum is the source of this 1173-nucleotide messenger RNA. RefSeq lists its product as uncharacterized. The annotation marks the transcript as partial. The transcript has 2 exons. Lineage: Eukaryota; Evosea; Eumycetozoa; Dictyosteliales; Dictyosteliaceae. The record is from RefSeq and is a predicted model, not a curated record.